This is a messenger RNA of Emiliania huxleyi CCMP1516, 3618 nucleotides long. RefSeq lists its product as hypothetical. Gene Ontology annotation, molecular function: ATP binding; microfilament motor activity; actin filament binding. The record is from RefSeq and is a predicted model, not a curated record. Bases 1 to 3618 code for a protein of 1205 amino acids. Gene Ontology annotation, biological process: actin filament organization; vesicle transport along actin filament. NCBI's taxonomy places the organism in Eukaryota, Haptophyta, Isochrysidales, Noelaerhabdaceae. Gene Ontology annotation, cellular component: myosin complex; actin cytoskeleton; vesicle. The transcript is spliced from 3 exons.
AUGGCAGCUCCCGCCGCCGCCGACGGCGACGUGGCCGCUCCCGGCGCCCGCGUCUGGGUGCCAAUCAGCGAGACGCCCGCCGGAGCGCCGCCAGAGGACGACGACGAGGCGCUUCCUUUCACGCUCGGAGUCGUGCAGCGCCGCCGGCCAGAGGACGCCGCUCCUCCGUCGCCGGACAUGGUGCUGGUCAGCCUGGUGGAGGGCGGCGACGUGAGCGCCAAGCCUGUCUGGGUCAAGCCCGCCGCCCUCGUGCCGGCCAACCCCGAGACGCUCGACGGCGUGGAUGACGUCGGCGCGCUGUCUCACCUCAACGAGCCUUCGCUGCUGCGGGUGGUGAUGGCGCGGUACGCGGCGCGCUCGAUCUACACGCGCGCCGGGCCCGUCCUCGUCGCGAUCAACCCCUUCACCAAGGUCGCUGGCCUCUAUGACGCCGCGACGAUGCGCUCGUACCAGUCCGCCGCCGCCGCGGCCGCCGCUGCCGCAGAGCGGGACGGGCCUGCUCUGCCGCCGCACCUGUACCAGGUGGCGGGCGCGGCGUACUACGACAUGGCGGCGCGCGGCCGCUCCCAGUCGGUCGUGAUCAACGGCGAGUCUGGCGCUGGGAAGACGGAGAGCGCAAAGAUCAUCCUGUCCUUCUUCAUCUCUGCCGCGUCCGCGGCGGGCAAGGGUGGCGGAGGAGGCACGACCAAGGUGGGCGAGGUGCUGCAGGCGGAGCUCGACGCGUCCAACGUGCUGCUCGAGGCGUUCGGGAACGCAAAGACCACGCGCAACCACAACUCGUCCCGCUUCGGCAAGCUGCUGCAGCUUCGCUUCUCUCCGACGGGCGCCCUGACCGGCGGGUCGAUCUCUCGCUUCCUUCUCGAAAAGUCGCGCGUCGUCUCGCCCGAGGCGGACGAGCGGUCGUACCACGCGCCGUACCAGCUCGCGUCCUGCUGCCGCGCAAGGGCAGGCACGCCCGCCGCAGACCUCGCCGUGCGGCUGGGGCUGCGCGGCGCGGGCACGUACCGCUAUCUGAGUGCCGGAGGCUGCCUCCUCGUCGACGGCGUGGACGAUGCGGCGGAGUUCGAGGCGACCAACGCCGCGCUGACCGCCAUUUACGACGGCGGCGGCGGCGACGCGGCCGCGGGCUCCGCCGAGGCGGUGUGGGCGGUGGUGGCUGCGGUGCUCACUCUUGGCGACAUUGAGUUCCGCGAGCCGGCGGAGGAGGAGGAGGGCAAGGGCGGAGGCGUGGCGGGAGGCCGCGCCGCCGCCGCUCCGCCGCUCGCCGGCGCCCCCGCAGGGCCGCCUGGCUCGCUUGAGCUCGACGGGGAGGGGGCGGUGGCGGCGCUACGGCUUGCGGCGAGGCUGCUGGGCUGCGGCGACGCGGAGCUGCUGACGGCGCUCAACUCGAGGACCAUUUCGGCCGGCGGCGAGGAGAUGGUCAUCUGCAAGAAGCUGCCCGAAGCGCGCGCCUCGCGCGACGCUCUCGCCAAGGCGCUGUACGAGCGCCUCUUCGACCACAUCAUCUUUGCCCUCAACCGCUCUCUCGCCGCCGUCGGGCAGGGAAGUGGCCGCGGGGCGGCGGCGGCCUCCUCGGCAGGGAUCGGCAUCCUCGAUAUCUUUGGCUCGGAGAUCUUCGCCACCAACGGCUUCGAGCAACUGCUGAUCAACUACGCGAACGAGAAGCUGCAGGCGCACUUCACUGCGGCGGCCAUCACGCUGCUGCAGGCAGAGUACUUGCGCGAGGGGAUCGCGGUGGACCGGGUCGAGUACACCGACAACGCGGCCACCAUCGCGCUGCUCGAAGGCAAGCCCCUUUCCGUGCUCGCCGUCCUCGAUGACCAGUGUCUGCAGGCGGGCGCGACCGACGCGUCGCUGACGGCCGCGCUGCACUCUUCCUUCGACGGCCAUGCGUCAUACGGCACGCCCCGCAUCGCCUCCUCGGAACCUUCUCGGAACCCUCUCGGACUGGUCUCUGAACCGUCUCGGGCCCCUUUCGCAGGCACGCCCCGCAUCGGCGCCGACCGCGCCUUCACGAUAUGCCACUUCGGAGGCCGCGUCACGUACUCGGUGGCCGGCUUCCUCUCCAAGAACAAGGACGCACUCUUCGCGGAGCUACCGUCGACCAUGCGCGCCUCGGCCUCGCCCUUUGUAGCGGAGCUCUUCUCCGAGGCGGCGGAGCAGCGGCGGCAGCAGGCCCCAUCGGGCGACGGCGGCGCGGCGGCGGCCGGCAAGCCCACCGCCACGAACGUGAACGAGGGGCCCGCACGCAGAGUGAGCCACUCGCGCCGCGCCGGCGGCGGGGGCGGCGGUAGCGGUGGCGGCGGCAAGAAGCGGGCGACGCAGUUCGUGUCGGUGGGGUCUCAGUUCCGCGGGUCCAUUGCCUCGCUCGUCGGCACGCUCGGCGCCACGCAGAGCCACUUUGUGAGGUGCAUCAAGCCAAACGAAGUGCGGGGCCCGUUCGUGCUCUGGCCCGCGGUGGCGCUAGCGCAGCUCCGCUGCUGUGCGGUGCUCGAGGCGGUGCGGGUCUCGCAGGCCGGCUUCCCCACCCGCAUCCCCUUCGACGAGCUCCUCUCGAGGUACGCGAUGCUGCGGCCGAGGCUGCCCGCCGCCGCAGGGGCAAGCGGAGGCGGCGGAGGAGGGGGAGGGGCGGGCAAGCUGCGCCGCAGGGGCACCGGCGAGCGCGCGUCGGCGUGGGUGGGCGGCGGCGGCGGCGGGGAGGAGGGUGGGCACAGCGGCCAGGGCUCGACGGCGCGCGAGGAGGCGGCAGAGCUGCUGCAGCUGCUGCAGCUGGCGCCGGACGAUUAUAUGCUCGGCAAGACGGUGGUGUUCUUGCGCUCGGGCGUGCUUGCGCGCUGCGAGGCUGCGCGUGCGAGGCACCUCUCCAAGUGCUUCGCCACCGUGCAGGCGCGCACGCGCGGCCGCUCCGCACGCCGCAACUUCCACUCGGUCCGCUCGUCUGCGGUGCUGCUGCAGCAGACGCUGCGGCGGCGGGUCAAGCGGCGCGAGGCGGCGAGGCUGGCGGCGGAGGCGGCGGCGGCCGCCGCCGCCGCCGCAGAGGUGCCCGAGGAUGCGGAGCUGGCGGGGCAGGCUGCGCGGCUGCGCGCCGAGGUGGACGCGUUGCAGGCGGAGGCGGAGCCGGACUGGCUGUCGCAGGCGGCGAUCGACGUGGCGAGCGUGGCGGGCAGCGUGGCGGGCAGCGCGCGCGCGCUGUCUGACGACGACUCGUCGGUCGGCGACGAGGAGCAGCUGGAGGAGAUGCGGGCGGAGCUGAACGAGGCGAUCCAGGACCGGGACGAUUUCGAGGAGGAGAACUACGAGCUCCAGGAGAAGUGCGGCAAGUACGAGGAGGAGCUCGACUUGCUCGAGGAGGAGAACGCCGAGCUGCGCGACGCGCUCGCCGUCUGCCAGCGCGACCUCUCGCAGGCCAAGGAGGAGCAGCUCGCGCUCUUCCUCGAGGUCAACGAGCUGCGCGCGCGCGUCGCCGAGCGGGACCGCGAGAUGAACCAGCUGCUGAUCGUCAACUCGGACAUGAUGAUGAAGCUGGCCGACGAGGGCUUCGCCUCGCCGCGCGACAGCAAGCCGUCGCUCAAGCCCGCCGCCGUGGUGCGAGGCGCCGGCUCGACCUUUGGCCAGUGA